Messenger RNA from Theobroma cacao (cacao), 2241 nucleotides. RefSeq lists its product as uncharacterized. The record is from RefSeq and is a predicted model, not a curated record. Gene Ontology annotation, molecular function: protein binding. Lineage: Eukaryota; Viridiplantae; Streptophyta; Magnoliopsida; Malvales; Malvaceae. Gene Ontology annotation, cellular component: SCF ubiquitin ligase complex. Gene Ontology annotation, biological process: SCF-dependent proteasomal ubiquitin-dependent protein catabolic process.
CUCCUUGUUUCCCCCUGCUCUUUCAGUUUCAGUCUUCUCCUUUCUUUUCCAUAAAUGAUUGCUAUUUUCCACUAUGAUUCUGAUCAGGUGAUGAUAUCUUUGUUUUUAAGAUGUGCUGGAGGGUGAAGCAGAGUUUAGACUUCAGACCAUGUUUUAUGGUUCUAAAAUGGAGUGUAAAUUGGUUUUUCUGCUUGCUUCAUGAUAUUCAUUGAUAAUCUAUCAGACUAUUGAUCAAAUGGGGGGAGUGUGUUCAAGGAAGAGAGACCAACAGGUUGUUGAAGAUGGAAUGCGAAGAGGGGUGUCUGGACGGUAUGGUAAAAGUAAUAGUUCAAAGUGGCUUGUAACCUCUUUUUCACGGCCCAUGGUAGUUCACCAGCCUGGAUUGACCAUUUGCCCGUCUCUCAUGGAAUUAUGCAUCGAUAAAAUAUGCGAGGACAUCGACCAGUAUAGUUCAUUUUCAAUGCUGCCAAAGGAUAUAAGUCAACAAAUUUUCAACAAGUUGGUUUUAUCCCAUCUUCUUACUGAUGUUUCUCUUCAAAAGUUUCGAGAUUGUGCUCUUGAGGAUGUUUGGUUGGGUGAAUAUCCCGGAGUGCAGGAUAGUUGGAUGGAUGUGAUCUCUUCACAAAGGACAUCAUUGCUUUCUGUUGAUCUUUCUGGUUCUGAUGUGACCGAUACUGGUUUGGGUCUCCUAAAAGAGUGCUCGAGCCUCCAAGCCUUAACUUUUAAUCAUUGUGAAAACAUUUCCGAACUUGGGCUGAAGCAUAUUAGCAGUCUGAUGAACUUGACAUCCUUGAGUUUUAAAAAGAGCGACGCUAUUACCGCUGAAGGAAUGCGUGCCUUUUCCAGCUUAGUUAACUUGGAAAAGUUGGACCUGGAGAGGUGCUCAGGGAUUCAUGGUGGAUUUGUGCAUAUUAAAGGUUUAUCUAAACUUGAGUCUCUUAAUAUCAGAUGCUGUAAUUGUAUCACAGACUUGGACUUGAAGGCUAUUUCCGGGCUUAAUAAUCUGAAGGAGUUGCAAAUAUCGAAUAGUAACAUUACAGAUUUUGGACUGUCUUAUUUGGGAGGUUUGCGCAAGCUUAUUGUGUUGAAUCUGGAGGGAUGUUAUGUUACUGCUGCAUGCUUGGAUUCCAUCUCAGCUCUUGUCGCUUUGGCAUACUUAAAUCUUAGUAGAUGUUGCCUAACUGAUGAUGGAUGUGACAAGUUUUCUGGACUUAAGAAUUUGAAGGUAUUGAGCCUGGCAUUUAACAAUAUAACGGAUGCAUGUUUAGCACACCUAAAAGGAUUAACAAAUUUGGAGAGCCUGAAUUUAGAUUCGUGUAAAAUUGGCAAUGAAGGCCUUGCUAAUUUGACAGGCCUUUCACUCCUCAAAAGUCUGGAGUUGUCUGAUACUGAAGUUGGAAGCAAUGGGCUCCGACACCUCUCUGGAUUGACUCGUCUGGAGACCUUGAACCUAUCAUUCACUUUAGUGACUGAUAGUGGUCUAAAAAGGUUGUCUGGAUUGACUGCUCUUAAGUCACUUAAUCUUGAUGCUCGCCAAAUUACAGAUGCUGGACUGUCAGCUCUGACAAGUUUAACUGGACUGAUGCAUCUGGAUCUUUUUGGUGCUAGGAUUUCAGACAUUGGAACAAAUUAUUUGCGAUGCGUCAGGAAUCUCCAAUCCCUUGAAAUAUGUGGAGGGGGUUUAACUGAUGCUGGGGUGAAAAAUAUCAAGGAUCUUGCCUCUUUAACGAUAUUGAACCUUUCACAAAACUGCAGCCUGACAAACAAAUCCUUGGAAUUGAUUUCAGGACUGACAGCAUUGGUGUCAUUAAAUGUCUCAAAUUCUCACAUAACUAAUGACGGUUUGCCGUAUUUAAAGCCUCUAAAGAAUUUGCGCUCCCUAUCUUUGGAGUCCUGCAAGGUAACUGCCUCUGAAAUCAAGAAGCUUCAAUCAACUGCUCUUCCCAAUCUUAUCAGCUUCCGACCAGAAUAAUACUGAAGCAACUGUAACAUAUGCUGUAAAUAGCUGCUAUCAGCUGGAGAUAGCUCUCUCUACAGGUCAAUAGGUAUAUUAUGCCAAAGCGUGAAAGGCUGCCUUUCUGCUGGGGUCAGGGGAAUUGUGGUAAAUUAUUGGACAGUCAAUGUAAGGGUAUGGUUGUAAAUAUGUUUGGCUGCUGAAUUUGACAUUUCGUCUCUUGUUUUAUAAAAACAAAUAAAAAAUUGUACAUGGAGUUUUUAUGCUUGUUCAAACUAUUUUCUGCA